Chelonoidis abingdonii (Abingdon island giant tortoise) is the source of this 2357-nucleotide messenger RNA. RefSeq names its product PR/SET domain 5 (gene PRDM5). Gene Ontology annotation, biological process: regulation of transcription by RNA polymerase II. Gene Ontology annotation, molecular function: DNA-binding transcription activator activity, RNA polymerase II-specific; protein binding; RNA polymerase II cis-regulatory region sequence-specific DNA binding. The record is from RefSeq and is a predicted model, not a curated record. Gene Ontology annotation, cellular component: nucleus. NCBI's taxonomy places the organism in Eukaryota, Metazoa, Chordata, Testudines, Testudinidae.
CCAACUUCCAGCCAAUUGGAGCCCAGGUUUUCCCAUCCAGCUCCUGCAGCCGCCUUUGACUCCGCCCCUCUCCUCCAGGAGCCAGCCGGGGCGGCCCGAGUCAGUGCAAAAUGCUGGGCAUGUACGUGCCGGACAGGUUUGCUCUGAAGUCGUCUAAAGUUCAGGACGGGAUGGGGCUCUAUACGGCCCGGAGAGUGAAAAAGGGUGAAAAAUUUGGCCCGUUUGCAGGAGAAAAGCGAAUGCCUCAAGAACUGGAUGAAAACACAGACUGCAGACUGAUGUGGGAGGUUCGAGGGAGUAAAGGCGAGGUCCUUUAUGUUCUGGAUGCUAGCAAUCCACGAUAUUCUAACUGGCUGCGUUUUGUCCAUGAGGCACCAUCACAGGAACAAAAGAACCUGGCUGCCAUCCAGGAAGGUGAAAACAUUUUCUAUCUCGCUGUUGAAGAUAUUGAAACGGAUACAGAGCUGCUGAUUGGCUACCUUGAUAGUGAUAUGGAAGAAGCGGAGGAGGAGGAGGAGGAGGAAGUGAUCCUUAACCAAGAAGAUGAAGACAAUACUACUACUACUAAUAGUAACAACAGCACUAAAGAACUACAACAAGCUGGUGAGAAAGAUUCUCUCAGCUGCAAAGAGGACCACACAUGUCCAAAUUGUGAAUCCAGUUUUGCCAGCCAGGAGAUCCUAGCUGAACACCUUCAGACGCUGCACCAAAAACCUAGUGAGGAAAAGGAAUUUAAGUGCAGGAACUGUGGAAAGAAAUUCCCAGUUAAACAAGCCUUACAAAGACAUGUCCUUCAGUGCACAGAGAAUGUCAAUCCAGGAGACACUUCAAGAAGUUUUCAGUGUUCUGUUUGCAAUACGUCCUUCAGCUCAGAGUCGAGUUAUGAGCAGCACAAAGAAGCAUGCAGAGGGGAUGCUAGAUUUAUAUGCAAGGCUGAUAGCUGCGGGAAGAGGUUCAAGAGUAAGGACGCUCUGAAAAAGCACAAGGAAAAUGUUCACACUGGAAAUUCUAGGAAGAAGUUGAUGUGCUCUGUGUGCAAUAAGAAGUGUUCCUCAGCUACAAAUCUUCAAGAGCAUCGAAAGGUUCAUGAGAUCUUUGAGUGUCAGGAAUGUGACAAGAAAUUUAUUUCAGCUAACCAGCUAAAACGCCAUAUGAUAACUCACUCAGAAAAACGCCCCUACACCUGCGAGGUUUGCAAUAAGUCCUUCAAACGACUUGACCAAGUGACUGCACACAAAAUAAUACACAGUGAAGAUAAACCUUAUAAAUGCAAGCUUUGUGGAAAGGGAUUUGCCCACAGAAAUGUUUACAAGAAUCACAAGAAGGUACAGCACAGACAGCAGCACUGCAAGCUUCCCCACAGUGUCUCAUCAAUAUGUCUCAACCCUGUUCUGGAGGAACCACCUAUUGAGACCCACUCUGAAGAGAGACCAUUCCAGUGUGAGGAAUGCAAGGCUUUGUUCCGCACCCCAUUCUCUCUGCAGAGACACCUACUAAUACAUAACAGUGAGAGGACCUUCAAGUGUGAUCACUGUGAUGCUACUUUCAAAAGGAAGGACACGUUAAAUGUUCACAUCCAAGUUGUGCAUGAUGGACAUAAAAAAUAUAAAUGUGAUCUGUGUGACAAAGCCUUUGUUACACCUUCUGUGCUUAAGAGUCAUAAAAAACACUCCUAUCUACCAGUCCAUAGAGCGGCAUUGGUGUCAGCUUUAGAAGAGGCCACUUGCUCACCUUCCUGGCCAGAGACACACACAGGGGAAAAGGAGAAAAUUUGCCCAUAUUGUGGACAGAAGUUUGCAAGCAAUGGAACAUUAAGAGUUCAUAUUCGGAGUCAUACAGGUGAGCGCCCUUACCAGUGUCCUUACUGUGACAAGGCUUUCAGCAAGAAUGAUGGACUAAAGAUGCACAUUCGCACCCAUACAAGGGAAAAGCCAUACCAGUGCUCUGAGUGCAACAAGGCUUUCAGUCAGAAGCGGGGUCUGGAUGAGCACAUGAGGACCCAUACUGGAGAGAAACCGUUCCAGUGUGAUGUUUGUGAUUUAUCCUUCAGCCUGAAGAAAAUGUUGAUCCGACACAAGCUGACUCACAAUCCCAAUCGUCCAAUGGCUGAAUGCCAGCUUUGCCACAAGAAGUUUACAAGAAAUGACUACCUCAAAGUGCACAUGGAAAAUGUCCAUGGAGAAACUGACAGCUAACCAUGGCUUAUGCAAGAAGAGUGUGUCUAGUGUUCAAGAGUGUUCCAUUUGUACAUGUACAAACUCCAGACUUCUCACCUGAUGACUGAGCAGAGACAGGAAAAAUAACUGUAAUAUGUUCAUAAUCUUUUUUCCAUUUGGCUUUGUGUUUGUUACUAGAUU